Messenger RNA from Daucus carota subsp. sativus, 3709 nucleotides. RefSeq names its product E4 SUMO-protein ligase PIAL2. The record is from RefSeq and is a predicted model, not a curated record. The transcript is spliced from 16 exons. NCBI's taxonomy places the organism in Eukaryota, Viridiplantae, Streptophyta, Magnoliopsida, Apiales, Apiaceae. Gene Ontology annotation, cellular component: chromatin. Gene Ontology annotation, biological process: protein sumoylation. Gene Ontology annotation, molecular function: SUMO ligase activity; zinc ion binding. The coding region runs from base 347 to 3004 and encodes 885 amino acids.
CUGUGCCUGUGUCAGAUUUUAGUUGAGUGUUUUAUAUAUAUAAUCCCAUUAUUUAUAUAUAUAAAUGAGCCAAUCACAUAUUAUCACACAAAUUUGGGCAAAUCAACCCCUUCGUAAACAAACCCGAUUACAAGCACUAAUUCCACCCUGAACCCGGAAUCACCAUAAUUUCCGCCACAAAUCUCACCCUCACCUUACUUCCAGUGUACUCCACACCACACAACCCCAUCCACACGUUCACACGUCAAAUCAAACACAACUUAUGUAGUAAAAAAGACCGCCUUCACAAGCUACUGAGACUCAAGCGACUGUCGGACUUCCAACACAACAACACUCCCAUACUAAAAUGUUUACGGCGUCGGAGGUGAAUGCGUGUGAGCUGGUCGUUGUCUCGGCGAGAUUACGGGAUCAUAUGCGUAGUUUCGAUAAAAGCGAUCCUCUUCAGUUCGCUAAUCUUUGCAUUUCCUUAGCAAGAUGUAUUGAUUAUGCCCUUGCAAGUAGCGAAGUUCCAAAGUUUGACUUGCAGUUUCCUACGUUGUUGAAGCAGAUAUGUGAACACAGAAGUGAUUGUGCAUUACAAGCAGCAAUUAUGGUUUUAAUGAUCUCCGUAAAGACUGCCUGCAAGAAUGGAUGGUUUUUGCAUAAUGACAGUAAGGAGCUGCAGACUCUAGCACAUGAGAUUGGGAGCGCAUUUUGCUGCACAAUAGAUAUGAAGACCGACAUGAGUAGUUUGGAACCAACCAUCACAACAAUAAUGUCAAGAUUUUAUCCACAAAUGAAAAUCGAUCAAAUUCUCACUUCUCUUGCUGUUAAGCCCGGAUAUGAGGCGUAUAUGAUGGAUUUCCAAAUACCGAAAAAUUUAAAUGUCCCACAAGAUGUUUGGUUAUUUGUAGCUGAAAUAGACAACUUGGAGACAUCAGCGUGUAUCAUUAGUCCGCAGCAAGUGAACUUUCUGUUGAAUGGGAAGGGUGUCGAAAGUAGAAGCAAUAUUUUAAUGGACAAUGGACCUCAACUUCCCACCAAUGUAACUAAAUUGCUCAAACAUGGAACAAAUCUUCUUCAAGCCGUGGGGCAGUAUAAUGGCAAUUACGUAAUAAUGGUGGCCCGUAUGAGUUUGGGGAAACCUCCUGUUCGUCCCAUCUUGCAAGAUUAUGUUCAGCCUACUGUUGCUUUACUGGAUUCAGAUACGGAUUUGACUGAAGGGCCAUCUCGAGUUUCACUAAGUUGUCCAAUAAGCAUGAAGCGUAUCAGAAUUCCUGUCAAAGGUGUUUUAUGCAAACAUCAUCAGUCUUUUGAUCUCGACAAUUAUGUGGAUAUGAAUUUAAGACGACCAUCCUGGCGCUGCCCCCACUGUAACCAGACUGUCUGCUUUAAUGACAUUCGUAUAGAUCAGAAGAUGGUGAAGAUUUUAGAGGAUGUGGGAGUUAAUGUUGCUGCUGUGAUGAUAUCUGCUGACGGAUCAUGGAAAGCUGCAACUGAAAGCAACAAUCAAAGUGACACGCAACAUGAAGAAACCUCAAAUUGUACUCUGGAUGACAUUGUCCUUCCACAGUGUACAGUGACAAACAGACUUCCUCCCAUAAUGGAUCUAACUGAAGAAGUUGAUGUGAUGGACAUAGUGAGUGAUGGUGAAAAUGAAUGUGUAAAUCCCCUUUUAGCGCAUAAGCAGGACCAGUUGAGCAACCCGUGUACUAAGAGUACAAAUGUAAUUAAUCAGAGCACUCCGUUGCAAUUUAAAGAUUGCUACGGGUCAGGAGUUUAUUUGCCCAUUCAUGGAUCUGAAACAUCAGAUGGCAGGAUAGAUGCCCAGGUUAAUGCUGUCUCAGUAUCCGCUCCUACAAGUCAUGUAUCUCCUGUGUUAACUGAUGCCAUAUCUCCUGCUCUUAGUCGGGAGCCUGAUAGUUUUCAUGCACCUCCCCUUGCAGCCUCUGAUGCGCCAAGCCAGAGUGCUCUUCCCGUAAAUACACCGGUACAACAGUUCAGUAAUUUUGAUAUGGUCAAUGAAUAUGUGAGGUUUCCUACAACAUCUAUAAAUACAAACAGUGUUCAAGGCCUUCCUGUCCAAGCUUCACCAUCUAUUUUGCAACAAAGGCCAAUAAAUGCUUCUCAGAUAUGUCCUAACCCUUUGAUGGUAAACAGCUCUAACCCAGUUUUCAGUAAUGUUGAAAGGCGUCAGCAGCCUAUGUCUCAUCUCAGUUCAUACCCGGGGGCAUACAUGUCCUUAUCUUCGUUGCAGCAGCAAGUAAGGAGUUGGGGUCAGCAGGGUCAGUUCAGUCCAAGUCAGCCAUCUCAACCAAUUACUCCGACAGUUUCUAGUCGACAUCCUCGUGGUUAUCGAGUCCCCACAGUACCUGUUACUGAUGGCCAUAACUUGCAUCAACAAUCUAUAGGACAAAGAAUGUUGAACAUACGGAGUCCCUCCCCAAGCCUGGUCAGGUCAUCGGUUCACGGACCACCUACUCAAUCUCCUCAUGGAGGUCUGCUGAAUAGGGUUACUUCCACACCACCUGUUGGUCAGCAGCCGGGACAGUCCCAUAGAUCAGCUCAACAAGCAUCCCAAUUAGCAGGAAUAAGCUCACAAAUGCUUUCAGGUCUAGUACAAGAACCUCCUAUCAUAAGGAAUGUCUCUGCAGACAGCAGGCCUUUGACGGGCAACACUGGAGGAACAAUCCAACCGGCAACGCCUGAAGUUUUAGUGGAUAUGUCAGCUGCAGGGCAGGAGUGGCGGCCAACAGGCCGCAUGCGUGGAAGUCUAUCAGGGGCCGCUUAUUCUGCUGCCCUGAACCAGUUCAUUACCCAACCAGCGCAGCCAGUUCAAACAACCAGGCCUUUAACCAAUGUGGCCACAUCCAUAUCUGGUAUUCCGUACCCACAACAUGUCCUGAAGGCAAUGAGUAUGAAUCCUACCACAGAAGCGCUCAACAUGUCAACACCAGUUCCAACUACCAGGCCUUCAACCAAUAUGGCCACAUCCAUAUCUGGUAUCCCAUACCCAACCUGCUAGUACUACUGGGCAGGAUCAAUCAAUCGUCGAGUAAGUAUAAAGAGAAUUAGCAGUCCCCCUGACUUAACCUUGUAAUACUAGGUAUCCGGUUAAGGUUUAUAACAAACUAGGUAUUAGCAUGUUGUUUUGAUCCUUGCUAGUAGGCAGUUCAGAGGUAGGUCUCGCGCAGCGAGGUAGUUCAGGAGUAUGUCCAAGACCGUUCGAUAUCUCUAUCUAGUUGAAUGCAUUCAGCAAGAAGACACCCUCCCCUUCACAUUUCUCUUUUGUUAUAUGAUAAAUUUUAUUGAUCUGAUGUGAUCAAGUAGGGCUCAAUGUAGCAAAAAGUAAGGCCAAAAUGUAAAUUCCGUUGAUGUGUUAUCCUUGUCCCCCGCCCUGGUUCCGCUGGUGUGUUAUCUCGCACUGGUUUUACUGGCUUUAACGGCUGUAAAAUAGAUGAAGUGAUCGGUAAGCUUGAAGAUUACAAUGAAAAGCUAGAUAUAUUAUUGCUGCAUGGCGCAUGUAGAAAGACAGAGAUAGGAUUAGGUGCUUGUUUGACUGAGUUUAAGAUUGUGAUCAGUAAGCUUGAAGAUUACAAUGAUAAGCUAGAUGUAUUAUUGCUCCAUGACGGAUGUAGAAAGACAUAGAUAGGAAUAGGUGAUUUUUUGGCUGAGUUUAAGAUUGUGAUUUAUGACGAAUUAAUAUGAUUUUAAAAUGUUUGUUAAAUAA